Messenger RNA from Caenorhabditis remanei, 912 nucleotides. RefSeq lists its product as uncharacterized. Gene Ontology annotation, cellular component: nucleus. Gene Ontology annotation, biological process: cell differentiation; regulation of transcription by RNA polymerase II. The record is from RefSeq and is a predicted model, not a curated record. The transcript has 8 exons. Lineage: Eukaryota; Metazoa; Nematoda; Chromadorea; Rhabditida; Rhabditidae. Gene Ontology annotation, molecular function: DNA-binding transcription factor activity, RNA polymerase II-specific; RNA polymerase II cis-regulatory region sequence-specific DNA binding. Bases 1 to 912 code for a protein of 303 amino acids.
AUGAGCGAGAAAGAGUCGCCAUCUCCAAAGCUUGAAAACAAAAAAGAGAAGAAUGAACAAGAUGAAACCGGUAACAAAGAAGAAAAAGAUUCUCAAGAUGAUACUGCUAAAAAGCUGAAAAUGAAGGACACUUCCAAGUUUACUAUGAACAGUAUUUUAUCACCAUUGGAAAGUUUGGCUCGUGUACAGCAACAACUACUAAAAAUGGCGGCUGCACAGUCCGGAUUUGUUGGAGGAUCAGGUGGAUCAAGUGCCAGUGCAAAUGGAUUUCCUUAUGGGCCUGCUCGUCUUGCAGCCAACUAUUUCGGGGGACCAAUUCCAGGGUAUAACGGUUCUCAAGGAAAUUGGUAUAAUGGGAACGAUGCUCGUUUUGCGGCAGCAGCAGCCUUACUCCCAUGCACUAUGGACCCAGUUCGCUCUGCUAUAAAUCAUCAGUUUUCAAUGAGUUCAAUGAGUCAAAGAAGAAAAAGGAGAGUAUUGUUUAGUCAAGCACAAGUUUAUGAACUGGAGAGAAGAUUCAAGCAAGCAAAGUAUCUGACGGCUCCAGAAAGAGAACAACUUGCCAACUCGAUUCGGCUGACUCCAACUCAGGUGAAGAUAUGGUUUCAAAAUCAUCGAUACAAAUGUAAAAGACAAGAAAAAGAAAAAGCAAUGAGUGGAUUAGGUCAGAGUGACGAUGGAAGUUCACCUCCUCCUGGAGAUGACGAUGAUGAUGACAAGUAUUCAAUUGAAAUGGAUGAUAAAGAUGAUGAAGAAGAAGCUACAAAACCUAUCUUAAAGUCGAGUGGAGUUUUUGGAUUACCAUAUCCUGGGCCAGCAAAUGCCGCAGCAGCUGCUGCCGCGGCGGCUGCUGCAUUCAACUUCCCAUUUUCGGCUCAAGGACCAAAUCCAGCUUACUACAUGAGGUGGUGA